AUGACGAUCGACCAGGAGUUCAGGAGCACCCAGGAGCAGCUGGCCGCAGAGGCUGGUGUUCAGACUCAGUACCGUCCCAUGCGCGAGGUGUUGAACGUGGAAGGUUCGGACAGUAUGCAGACGAAGAAGAGCAAUAAUAUGAGUGGCUAUGAGAAGGUCUGGACCGACUGUGGCGACGACAUGGGCUCCAUCGACCUCGAAGUUCAAGACAUGUGGAUGGAUGGGGUUACUACGGACUUACAUCAACAGAGUUGGCAGUUGGAUGGAGUACAUCACGAGAUGGACUGGAGCUCGGCGCUGCAUUUCUCUUGUGAAGGUGGCAUGUGGUACGGAAACGAUCAGGCAGAGGAGUUGACUACGAGGAUCCCGGGCAAACGCGUUAAUGAAAUCUACCUCACCUUCGAUAAUCUCGGUAGCAUGUUGCAGUACUGGUUGGCGGACGCUCAGCAACAUCGGUUCACGGACAUCGCGGAAAUCAUGGGAGCUGUGAGGCACUGGUGUAUGCGCUACGACGGCUACGAUGCGAAGGAGCACGAGAUCGAGAUGAAGGUGAAGACCCUGAACCUCCGGACCCAUCUAGUGCUGAACGGGGAGGUGGACGACUUGGUGAACUUGAAGAAGCAGCCGCGGCGGCAGCUCCUGCACCUGCUGAGGCAGCAGCUGCUGCUGAGGCUGCCAGAUGAAGGCGGUCUCAAGAGAGCACUGACGCCGGGAUCCGAGGCUGAUGACAAGUACGACGACAAUCUUGAAUUGGCCAUGGAUGCAUAUGCAGCACUCAACUGUUGUGACGAGGAGGUGUUGGAGGGCUACGUUUUGGUGCAUCGUUAUGACAACAUGGGAUGUUACACGGAAGCGGUGAUUGAGCGAGAAAUGAACAUAUUAACUCCGGACGAGCUCAAGAAAUAUGCACGCGACGUGGCCGAAGCAUGUCUCUUGGAACUGCAGCGUUGGUGCGGCAUGGGCAUGUUCAACCGGAUGGCACGCAAGACGGCAACUAACUUAGUUGACAGUCGAUGGGUGCUCAAAUGGAAGCUGAUCGGUGGCGUACGCAAGAUCAAAGCAAGUGAGAUCACCGAGGUGCUAGACAUGAACAAGCCAGGAUUUGGAACUAAAGAUGCACCUUGGUCAUGGAGUAUGGCUCUUACUGAGACUCUAGUUGAAGCACGAUGGCAGCCAGCUCGAGCGGACACACAGUUGUAUAUCAAACAUCGCAAGGCAAAGAACGACGACGGCAACUGUCCUAUCACGGGUAAACCAUACGUUAAGAAUGGAGUGGUACCGCUCGGAGUUCUGGCGACGCACGUGGACGAUUUCAAAGGAGCUUGUGAGGAAGACACUCGUACGGAGCUGUUUCAGAGGCUGGAAGCCAAAUAUGGCAAGUGCGAGUUGAUCGAGGCACCCUUUGAGUGCGUUGGUAUUCAGCAUCGACAGGAUCCAAAGACUAUGGAGUGCACUAUGGACCAGAAUCAUUAUGUGACGCAGUUGAAACCAAUACCUACAACAAUGUUUGAGAAGCAAAAUGACACUGAUAAGGCGAACGAUGAGCAGGCGAAGGUAAAUCGUGGCACGUUCAGUGCAGAAUUCAACAAUGCGAUCGAGGCCACGGAGUACGGUAUGCUACUGAAUGGAUUCAUGACGGUCGUCGAUCCUGGAGGCUUUCUCAACGGGCAGAUGGAGGAUAUCAAUAAGAGAACAGUUACACUCCUGGAGCUGCCCAGACAGAUCGACGAAGUCGACCUCGGCGUGAACGCAGGUCUUCAGCCGCUCGCAUCUUCGGGCGCGCCGCGCCCCCGGGAGCCGCAUGCACGCCGGCGGCCCCGGCGGGGCGGACUGGACAUGGACGUGAACGUUCGCGUGUUGCACAUCGCGGAGGACGCCGAGCGCGUCCUCUUCGGGGCCGGCUGCGCCUACCUGCUGCUCGGCGUCUGCGCGGCGCUGCGGUCGAGCGCGCGGACCUCGGGCCUGCCGCAGUGGCUCGCGGCGCUGCUGAGGCGGGCCCGGCGGGCCCCGGAGCCCGGCAAGGAGGACGGGGGCUCGGACGUCGCAGAGCAGGAGCUCAAGAAGAAAAAGUUGAAGCUGGCAAAGCAGCUGCUGGCACAUGCGCACUUCGGUGGUAUGGUCUCGAUCGCAGCCCAGUGGUUCGGCGGCACUCUGCCCACAUCUUUUUUGCAGAAGGGCUGCUCACUCGCAAACUCUGUAAUUUUGAUGGUCUUAUGGAUCGCACCGUCCUCAGUCACACAAGAGUCUGUCGACUGGAUAUACUCGGCGAUGAUGGCUAUUCUGAGCUUCACAGUGUCUCCUCUUGCAGUUUAUGCAGACACAGUCUUGGUUUUUUCCAAUGCUACCUGGGUCGUGGCUCUUGGUUUGAGUGUCGUGAAUUUGAAACCAUGGCUGAAUGCGUGCUGGAUAUUUGCGAUCAACGCGAUGGCUUGCUUCAAUCUUGCUGUUGGUGAGCGAGGCUGUGACGAGUGUGCCAGCGCCGACCCUUUUAGAGGGGCGCUGCAACUUUUAACGAUUUCCGUCCUUUCUGUACUUUGCUUGGCAGCUGUUGAUAGAUUGUUGCAUCAGCUGACGCAGCUGGAGCUCGAUGCCUAUUCCUCGCGCAACGAGCUGGCCGCCGCCCAGUCCGUACUGCGGAGCGUUUGCGACGUGGUCGUGGAGGUGGACGACAUGCUACGGCUCAGAAUGGACUCGCCAGAGUUGCGGAACAUGCUGUUUCUCAACCAGAACCGGUCCCUGCAGCACGAGGACGUGCGCAACUUCCUGGCGUCUGCCGAGGACGGCGCCAAGUUCCACGAGCACACCACGUCCACCGGACAGCCAGGGGGCGAGCAGCCACGCCUGAGCGUCGCCUUCCACGUUUCCAUGAGGGACAGUGCCUGGAUCACGCUGGAGGUCGAGGUCUUCGUGGUGCGAUUCUCGAACAGGGAGGGGCAGGAUUCGUACCUGGUGGGCAUCCGCGAGCAGUCCGACUCGGAGCUCCGCGGAGGCAGCUGCCAGCGCGAGCCGAGGCGGGGCCUCGGCCCCGCCGCGCUGGCGCCGACGAUCACGCGCGGCGUGCCGAAGCGUGAGGCGGCCGAGCAGGGUGCUGAGGCCCGGCUCGCCCGCUCGGUCUCGUCCUCGUCGGUCGGCAGCUCGUCCUACGAGGUCCUGCAGGGUGCCGAGCUCAGCGCCUGGGUGGAUCUGAUGAGCCCCGAGUGGCAGAUCGUGGGCGUCACCGACGCGCUCAAGCAGUGCAUAGGGCUCGCGGAGGAGGAGGUCGAUUUCCUCCCGCUGGUGUCGGGCGGCCAACGGGAAAAGUUGAUCUCGUUCGUGCAGGAUCUGCACUUCCACAAUCCAGGCGGGGACGCCCCCACCACCUUCGAGGAGCCCCUCCACUUCCGCACCUUGCACAUGCAUCGCCUGAACCUCCGCAUGCGCGCGUCCCUGGGGCUGGACUGGCUCCCCGCCCCCAGCCAGACGCCGGAGGCCUCGCACGUGAUUCGCAUGAGCCUCGGCGAGGUCAGCUGGCUCAGCGGCGGCCGACGCAGCAGCCGCGGGAGGCGGGCGCCCCGCAGAUCCCCUGGCGCCUUGCGGGGCGCGACGACCUGAUAGCUCUCGGCACGGCAGGCACAAGCAGAUACACAUAUAUACAUAUAUAAAGUGUGUUCCCCAGCCACACACAUAUAUACCGGAUUUCUUUCGAACGGCCCGCAGUUUUCGCGCGAAUCGAUUUCGCGCGGACGGCGGACCCUCGUCACGAGUCACAGGUGCGUGACUGGAGGCGACAGGCACGGCUGGCUUCCAUUUCCUAGCUCAGGCCGUGCGCGACGAACACCCGCAGUCGUUGAAGUUCGGGAGUGUAGAGCUCAGAGUCGUCCAUUGGCAAAUCCUGCUCAUAACACGUGAUCAAGCAGUCUUUUCGGGCAGACACAGCAGCGUUUCGGAGUCGACCUCCCGCGCCAAAUGCUGCCUCGAAGUUCGGUUGCAUAGUUUUUGCGCCUAGAUGUUUGAACGACUCACUUCUGGCCUUUCGUUUCACUGUUGUUUCGCUCUCGAGGCCGCCCCCAGGUCUCAAGACCUGGAGGCCGAGCAACUCGCUUUAUCGCCUUCGAGGCCUGCCCUCGGCGAGUCGUUAGUUUGGACUUGGGCCCAGAUUGCAAAAAGGCUUCCGCCCCAAGCGCAGAGGAGGUCCAAUCACCCUGGAUUGCGGCAUCCAGGCCCAGGCGCAUCGCCCCCCCCCCCCCCCCCCCCAGUCGGAGCGCGAUGCUUUCUGGGAGUGGGCCCUUCGAGGCGCUAGAUGGAUGCCGUGGGGCAAGCUCCGUCCCACAAGAUGGGCCUACGGUAAUUUUCAGGGCGUGCGGCACAUUCUCUAGUAGUGCCCGCCUCCUUGGAUCAGGCCACGGCGUGCGCUGCGCCGCAACCGCUGGUUAACAACGGGGCGGAAACAUACGAAA
This is a messenger RNA of Prorocentrum cordatum, 4436 nucleotides long. NCBI's taxonomy places the organism in Eukaryota, Dinophyceae, Prorocentrales, Prorocentraceae. The record is from the annotation of a GenBank genome assembly.